Messenger RNA from Aureobasidium pullulans EXF-150, 820 nucleotides. RefSeq lists its product as uncharacterized. Bases 107 to 760 code for a protein of 217 amino acids. NCBI's taxonomy places the organism in Eukaryota, Fungi, Ascomycota, Dothideomycetes, Dothideales, Saccotheciaceae. The record is from RefSeq and is a predicted model, not a curated record. The transcript has a single exon.
ACGACGAUGAUGCCUCGUAGUUGGGGAAUAAACGCUCCAAGAACGAGAUAUACACUCCGAGGAGCCUGUCGUGCAUCUCUAGCUUGUCGUAAAACCAGGAACAAUCAUGACCAGCGUGUAUUCUGCCGCGAGUGCUGUCAGCUUUGACGAGCUGCUUGCUCACCUGAAGUCACUCCCCGUGCCGCUCCUUCCGCCAGCAAAAGCCAUCGAUCCGACUCUAAGCGACAAAAUAGCUUCUCUAUAUUUGCAUCCAGCACUUGAAGCCCUGCUACAUUUACUCAACCAUGACCUACCCUCCGCUCAUUUCCUUGUGCGACAUAUGCAGUCCGAUCCUGCAUUCGAGGCCAUGUAUCUUCAUGGCAUUCUUCAUCGUAUAGAAGGGGACUUCAACAACACCAGAGCCUGGUACUACGACGUUGCUGAAUCUGAGCCAUUCGAGUUGGUUUGGGGAAAAGCCACAGAGGAUGAGAAGGCUGCUGUUGAGAAGAAAAAGGAAGAAGGCGAAAACAAAAUGCCGCCCCAGAAAUCUGCUCGAGACUUCGUAGACAGCCUCGAAAAGCUGUCCAAGGGUCAAGGCGAUAAGCAAGCUCUCGGGAAGGAGAGCAGGAGAGAGUUCGACACUGUCCUCGAUUGGUGCAUCAAGAAGUUUGGGACCGGAAAGCACACAGAUGCCUCGAAGGCAUGGGUCCAACCAAGUCAAGAAAUCAGCGAGAAGGGCCAAAGCAUGGUUACUGGCAACGAUGGUUUUAGGAAGUUCUAGUCAUGUAGUAUGCAAAAGCUUGAGAACGGUAUCAGAUUAGUAAUUUCAGAGUAUGUCAUU